Messenger RNA from Dujonia railenensis, 849 nucleotides. Lineage: Eukaryota; Fungi; Ascomycota; Pichiomycetes; Serinales; Debaryomycetaceae. The record is from the annotation of a GenBank genome assembly.
AUGUCUGGGUCGAGCCCCAUAAAGUCAGCUGGGAUUCUUAUUAUUGGAGAUGAAGUACUCAAUGGUAAAAUUCUAGACACAAACUCCCACGAGUUUGCAAAGUAUUGUUUCAAGGAACUUGGAAUACCACUUAAGAGGACAGUUGUUUGCGGGGAUGAUGAGGAUGAUAUAAUUUCGUCGCUUGAAACUCUUAAGGAUUGUGAAUUUGUCUUAACUAGUGGAGGCAUUGGAUCAACUCACGAUGAUAUUACAUAUCCUGCAAUUGCAAAGGCUUUCAACUUGCCUUGUGAAUUGGAUCAGGAAGUGGUGGAAAGAAUGCAGUCUAUAAGAGAGUCGUACCUUCUGACUCUUUCCGAGCAGCAACUUGACGCAUUCUACAGAAUGGCUACAUUGCCAAGGGGAGAAAAUGUGGAGAAAAUAUAUAUAGAUGACAAAUUGUGGGUGCCCAUAGUUGGAAUCAACAAAAGGGUCUUCAUUCUUCCAGGAAUUCCCCAGUUGUUUACUAGCUUGAUGCUUGCGUUGGGAGAACUGAUAAAACCAAGAAUUGUAAAGAAUGAGCAAACAAGACUCUUCGUCACCACGAAAACCGGAGAAAGUGAGCUCGCUCCAUUUCUCAAGUCAUUACAAGAGAAGUAUGAUUCUAAACUUGGAAAAUUAACUGUGAAGCUUGGAAGCUAUCCGCAUUACUUAUGGAAGAUUAAUACCAUUAGCAUCAUUGGCGAUAACUCUGUUAGCAGCGAGCUUUUAAAUGAAAUCGUCAGCGAAGUAAUUGAAGGAAUUGGGGGUGAUGCAAAAUUGAUAACUGUGGAGGAAGAGGAUAGGUUAACCACUACUGAACCUGAAAGGUAA